Molecule: messenger RNA, 363 nt
Organism: Entamoeba invadens IP1
Lineage: Eukaryota; Evosea; Mastigamoebida; Endamoebidae
Product: actin, putative
Exons: 2
Coding region: 1-363 (120 amino acids)
Source: RefSeq, a predicted model, not a curated record
AUGGAAGCAUCAGGUAUUCGCGAGACAACUUACAACUCAAUCAUGGAGUGUGAUGUCGAUAUCAGAAACCAGUUGUAUAAAAACGUCGUCUUUUCAAGCGGAACAUCAAUAUACCCAGGCAUUAACGACAGACUAGAGAAGGAGAAAAAUGCAAAUGAAAAACGAAUAAGUAUAAUCAAGGCUGUUCAUGCUUGGCUCAAUUUAAUUAUAUUCAUAUUGUGGAAUCUAUUUUUUAUUUCGACAACAUUAUUUUUGUUAUGUUGUUAUUUUAUUUUGGUUUGGUUUGGUUUGAACCAAUCUUAUUGGUUAUAUAAAACCCUCAAUCUUGCACACUUUUUAAGUGUUUUUUAUUUUGUUUUUUAA